AUGGGUUAUCAGCGGGCCAGGGUGGUCGUGACCGGCAUGGGAGCAAUGACUCCGCUGGGUGAAUCUCCUGAAGAGUUUUGGGCCAACCUAGUUGCAGGACAGUCGGGAGUUGGGCCGAUGACUCUCUGCGAUCCCACGGGGUAUCCCUGUCGAGUUUCGGGAGAAGUGUCCGGAUUUGACCCUGAGAAAUACAUCUCCGGCCGGGAAGCGAGGAGGAUGGCUCGUUUUUCGCAGCUGGCCGUGGCCGCGGGUCUGCAGGCCGUGGAGGCUUCCGGCAUUGACGUUUCUAAUGGUGACCCGUACCGGGUGGGAGUGAUCUUGGGUAACGGUAAUGGUGGCUUCCCGACCCUUGAAGAGAACUGCCGCAUCCUGGCCGACCGGGGCGGCAUGCGAAUGUCUCCCUUCUUCUUUCCGAUGAUCCUUCCGAACAUGGCUGCCGCUGCCGUCAGCCGCUAUCUCGGUGCCCACGGUUACAACUCCACUGCAACCACCGCCUGCGCCGCGUCAAACCAGGCCAUCGGUGAGGCCAUGGAGGUGAUACGGCGGGGCGCUGCCGACGUUGUUUUUGCUGGUGGGGCCGAGGCGGGAAUCAGCUUGCUGGGGCUAUCAGGGUUCGCUGUUAUGCGGGCACUGACCACCCAGAACGACAUUCCCGAGCUCGCCAGUCGCCCGUUCGAUUCCGGUCGCGACGGGUUCGUUCCUUCCGAAGGGGCCGUGGUGCUUGUGCUGGAGCGACUGGAGCACGCGCUGGACCGCGGAGCAACGAUACUGGCCGAGGUGGUUGGUUUCGGCAGCACCAGCGAUGCAGGUCACCCGGUUCAGCCCGAGGAAACGGGAGCCAGUGCGGCCCGUGCCAUGGAGUUUGCCGUGGCGGAUGCCGGCCUGUCCCUGGAGGAUGUUGAUUACAUAAACGCCCACGGCACCUCAACACCUUUGAACGACACCCUGGAAACGGUGGCAAUCAAGCGAUCGUUUGGAGACAGGGCCUACCAGAUACCAGUCAGUUCGACCAAAUCAAUGAUCGGUCAUGCACUGGGGGCGGCCGGGGCGCUGGAGGCGGCUGCCUGCAUCAAGACCAUCACGGAAGGGAAGGUGCAUCCCACGAUCAAUUACACUACGCCAGACCCCAGUUGCGACCUGGACUACGUUCCCAAUGAGUCGCGGGAACUGGACGCGAAGGUCGUCUUGUCCAACGCCUUCGGUUUCGGCGGGCAGAACGCCUGCCUGGUAUUCCGCAAGUUCGAGGAGUGA
Geodia barretti is the source of this 1251-nucleotide messenger RNA. The record is from the annotation of a GenBank genome assembly. Lineage: Eukaryota; Metazoa; Porifera; Demospongiae; Tetractinellida; Geodiidae.